AUGAAUACACUGAUCGAUAAGUUCUUUUCCUUUUCCUUUUAUUUCUUUUUCUCAUUUCUUUUCCUUUUCCUUUUUAUUUCUUUUCUCUCAUUUCUUUUCCUUUUUAUUUCUUUUCUCUCAUUUCUUUUCCUUUUCCUUUUUAUUUCUUUUCUCUCAUUUCUUUUCCUUUUUAUUUCUUUUCUCUCAUUUCUUUUCCUUUUAUUUCUUUUUCUCAUUUCUUUUCCUUUUCCUUUUAUUUCUUUUCUCUCAUUUUUCUUUUCCUUUUUUAUAUCUUUUUCUCUCAUUUCUUUUCCUUUUCCUUUUUAUUUCUUUUCUCUCAUUUCUUUUCCUUUUCCUUUUUAUUUCUUUUUCUCUCAUUUCUUUUCCUUUUAUUUCUUUUCUCUCAUUUCUUUUCCUUUUCCUUUUUAUUUCUUUUCUCUCAUUUCUUUUCCUUUUUCCUUUUAUUUCUUUUCUCUCAUUUCUUAUCCUUUUUAUUUAUUUUUCUCUCAUUUCUUUUCCUUUUCCUUUUUAUUUCUUUUCUCUCAUUUCUUUUCCUUUUUAUUUCUUUUCUCUCAUUUCUUUUCUUUUCCUUUUUUUCUUUUCUCUCAUUUCUUUUCCUUUUUAUUUCUUUUCUCUCAUUUCUUUUCCUUUUCCUUUUUAUUUCUUUUCUCUCAUUUCAUUUCCUUUUUAUUUCUUUUCUCUCAUUUCUUUUCCUUUUUAUUUCUUUUCUCUCAUUUCUUUUCCUUUUUAUUUCUUUUCUCUCAUUUCUUUUCCUUUUCCUUUUAUUUCUUUUCUCUCAUUUCUUUUUCUUUUUAUAUCUUUUCUCUCAUUUUUUUCCUUUUCCUUUUUAUUUCUUUUUCUCAUUUCUUUUCCUUUUCCUUUUUAUUUCUUUCUCUCAUUUCUUUUCCUUUUUAUUUCUUUUCUCUCAUUUCUUUUCCUUUUCCUUUUUAUUUCUUUCUCUCAUUUCUUUUCCUUUUCCUUUUUUUUUUCUUUUCUCUCAUUUCUUAUCCUUUUUAUUUAUUUUCUCUCAUUUCUUUUCCUUUUCCUUUUUAUUUCUUUUCUCUCAUUUCUUUUCCUUUUUAUUUCUUUUCUCUCAUUUCUUUUCCUUUUCCUUUUUAUUUCUUUUCUCUCAUUUCUUUUCCUUUUUAUUUCUUUUCUCUCAUUUCUUUUCCUUUUCCUUUUUAUUUCUUUUCUCUCAUUUCAUUUCCUUUUUAUUUCUUUUCUCUCAUUUCUUUUCCUUUUCCUUUUUAUUUCUUUUCUCUCAUUUCUUUUCCUUUUCCUUUUUAUUUCUUUUCUCUCAUUUCUUUUCCUUUUUAUUUCUUUUCUCUCAUUUCUUUUCCUUUUCCUUUUUAUUUCUUUUCUCCCAUUACUUUUUCUUUUUAUUUCUUUUCUCUCAUUUCUUUUCCUUUUCCUUUUUGGUUGAUAAGCCGUAAAAACAAAUCAACUUUUCCUUUUAUUUUUCUUGAUUUUUCUUUUUCUUUUGUAUUCUUCCUUGUCAUUCGUUUUCUGUUUUCGACUUUCUUUUUUAUUCCUUUUCUUUUUUUUUCUUUCAAUUUCUUUCUUUUUCAUUUCCGUUUUUUUUUUUUUUCUUUCAAUUUCUUUCUUUUUCAUUUCCUUUUCUUUUUUUUUCUUUCAAUUUUUUUCUUUUUUCAUUUCCGUUUCUUUUUUUUUUUUCUUUCAAUUUCUUUCUUUUUUCAUUUCCGUUUUUUUUUUUCUUUCAAUUUCUUUCUUUUUCAUUUCCGUUUCUUUUUUUUUUCUUUCAAUUUCUUUCUUUUUCAUUUCCGUUUCUUUUUUUUUUCUUUCAAUUUCUUUCUUUUUCAUUUCCGUUUCUUUUUUCAUAUUGUCAUUUUCUCUUUUUUCUUUCCUCUCCUUUCCUUUUUUAUUCUUUUUUCCUUUCCUUCCCUUUUUCUUUCAUUUUUUUUAUUUCCUUCGCUCAGAUUUCAUUUGUUUCUUUUCUUUGACAUUUAUAAUUUGGCGAGUUUGCCCUCUUCGACGUGGUGCAAUGGUUGGCAUCCUGAGCGCUCCAUGCUUUCAGCCUUGUGCCACAUCUAA
This is a messenger RNA of Acanthosepion pharaonis, 2031 nucleotides long. The record is from the annotation of a GenBank genome assembly. NCBI's taxonomy places the organism in Eukaryota, Metazoa, Mollusca, Cephalopoda, Sepiida, Sepiidae.